AUGUCACUUGUUACUAUGACAUUCUUUUGUAUAGCUGUGUUUAGAGACUUCGAAAGUAAGGAAAAUCCCACAGUUAUGGGAUGUUUUGCCAUAUGUGCAGUCUUGAUGAUGAUUUCCACGCAUACCUUUGGACGAGGGAAAAUGUACACUUCAAUCAUCCUAGUUGCUCUUGUACUUGUUGCUGGUAAUAAUUGUCAAACGCAUACAAGCGCCAUAAAUUUGCAGAUUUCCACGCAUACCUUUGGACGAAGGAAAAUGUACACUUCAAUCAUCCUAGUUGCUCUUGUGCUCGUUGCUGGUAAUAAUUGUCAAACGCAUACAAGCGGUGUGCAACAAGGUGAAACGGGCGGAACCGCGGAAAAGGGUGCACAGCUUGCUGGUAGUCAACAAGGUGGAAUGGGUGGCCACAUGAUGGGCGGACAGAAUAAAGGAAUGACCUCUGGAAGUGGUCAUAUGGGAACAGUUGGUGCUCAACUUGCUGGUGGUCAACAAGGAGGAGUGACGGGCGAACAAAAUAAAGGACUGAGCUCUGAAAGCGGUCAUAUGGGAACAGUGGGUGCUCAACUUGCUGGUGGACAACAAGGAGGAGUGAUGGGCGAACAAAAUAAAGGAGUAAGCUCUGAAAGCGGUCAUAUGGGAACAGCGGGUGCUCAGCUUGCUGGCCAACAAGGUGGAGUGACUGGACAAAACAAAGGAGUAACUUCUGAAAGCGGUCAUUUGGGAACAGCAGGUGCUCAGCUUGCUGGACAAGGUGGGAUGAUGUCUGGCCAAGGGGGAAUGAGUGGCCAAGGGGGAAUGAUGGGUGGACAAAGGGGAAUGAUGGGUGGACAACAUAUGGGAGCAGCUUCUCAUAUGGGAGAUCACAAAGUUCUUUUCAAGAUUUCAAGAAAUACCUUCAUUUGGCGCAGUAUGUUGUACACUUCGGUCAUCACAAUUACACUUGUGCUCGUAACUUUUGCUAGUUGCCAAUUUUAUGGCAAUCAAGGCUAUGGCGGUGGCUAUGGCAGUCAAGGUGGAUUAGGAGGAAACUACGGAGGAGGAGGAAAUUAUGGAGGAGGAGGA
Molecule: messenger RNA, 1062 nt
Organism: Strongylus vulgaris
Lineage: Eukaryota; Metazoa; Nematoda; Chromadorea; Rhabditida; Strongylidae
Source: the annotation of a GenBank genome assembly